Anoplophora glabripennis (Asian longhorned beetle) is the source of this 1558-nucleotide messenger RNA. Its product is annotated as odorant receptor 94a-like. Lineage: Eukaryota; Metazoa; Arthropoda; Insecta; Coleoptera; Cerambycidae. The transcript is spliced from 6 exons. Gene Ontology annotation, biological process: sensory perception of smell; detection of chemical stimulus involved in sensory perception of smell. Gene Ontology annotation, cellular component: plasma membrane. Gene Ontology annotation, molecular function: olfactory receptor activity; odorant binding. The record is from RefSeq and is a predicted model, not a curated record. Bases 220 to 1353 code for a protein of 377 amino acids.
GUGAAUCCCUUUGUAUGUGUGUAAUUUCAAAUUUAUGAAAAACAAUACUAAUGAUGUGUAUUUUUACUAAGACAUAAUUAUACAAUUAUUACAUUCUACGUAUACUGGUAUGUGAUGUUUGUAUAUUAUUUAUUUCAAGAUUAAUGAACUACAAUAUGAGGAUUCCAUAGGUACGGUGUUAAAAAACAUGCGGAUCUUCUGGGGUUUCUUAAUACAGAAAUGGUAGCAUUGAAAAUUGCAGGAUUCUACCCCCUAAGAGGAAACAAAUACAAACACUUGCACACGAUAUCAGCAACUUAUUUUCUGAGUAUUACAAUAUUAUAUAUUAUUCUUGCUUGCAUACACAGCUUUCUGAAUUUAACCAAUAUAACUGAACUUUCUGAAACCGUUACGUUCCUUAUGACGAUACUGGCGUACUUGGGCAAGAUACUGAAUUUGUUUUUCUACAGAAAGAAUCUAAUCAAACUGGAAGAUAUGUUGCAGAAUCCAAUACUUACCAAACUCGAGACAGAAGAAGAAGAAAAUAUAUUGAAACGUAACUUCAGAUACUCUAGACUCUUCACAAAUAUUUUUAAAGCAAAGUCAGCCACAGCUGCUUCAGUUCACGCUGUGUAUCCAUUGCUUGGAGACUAUGGUUCUAAAAAUUUCUUGUUUUUGCUUUGGUUUCCCUUUGAUCCAAAGGACUACUACAUUCCAGUGUAUUUUUUUGAAAUGACUUUGCUUUUAAGUUCUACUUGGUUUGAUAUCACGAUGGACACUUUGAAUAUAUUGAUGAUGGACCUCUGCGCGACGCAAUUUGAAAUACUCAAGAAGAGGUUAAUACGCAUUGGAACUAGUUUUACUGGAGAUGAAGCAAUAGACGACAAACUGAGGCUACGAAAGUUAAGAAAAUAUAUUAUUCAUCACAACUAUAUAUACAGUUGUUCCGAAUUAGUACGAGAUACAUAUUCAAUUGGAGAAUUCUGUCAAGUCGGCUGUAGUGUUAUGGUAGUUUGCUUUGGUCUGUUUAAGCUGUUAAUUAUCCCCCUGAAGAGCGCCCAGUUCCUGAUGUUGGUUACGUAUUCUACCACCAUGAUAUAUCAAAUUUCACUGUAUUGUUGUUAUGGUCAAAAACUUUUGAACGCGAGCGAUACUGUAACUGAAGCUUGCUACAUGUCUAGAUGGAACGAUUGCAGCACACAAGUUCAAAAGUAUUUGGCUAUGAUUAUGAAUAGAGCAAACACACCUUUCUUAAUGAAAGCUGGUGGAAUAUUUUCAUUAACUCUGGAAACCUUAAUGACAAUAUACACAUCAGCUUAUUCAUUUUUCGCAAUCCUCUGGAAAGUUUACCAUUCUGAAGACCAAGCAGCUUAAAUGACUAAACAAAUAAUACAUAUUCCGCGAUGGAACACAUUUUCUACACCUUACACAAAGUAGCUUUUAGUGUAUGUCAAGCUAACUUGACGUAUCAUGGAAUUAGUAAAACAAUACUUUCCUGAAGCAGCAAACAUUUAUAUGAUUGUAUUUUAAAUGCACUUCAUUGCACCAUAAUUAGUUUUAGGUGUUCAUCACUGCUGAU